ACACACACACACACACACACACACACACACACACACACACACACGCACACUUACUCUCCCGCUGGUUCACACCAAAACAAAUCUCCCAGGCAGGGUUUGUUUCUUUGAAAGUAGCAAGUAGAGAAAAACAACAGGAGACAGACGAGACGGAGAAAAUAAAUAGUCGCUGGAGGAAGAAGAGAAGAAAAUAAAAAGAGGAAAAAAUAUGAGUGGAGAAAAACCUGUCACUCAGAGUACAGUAGUUGUAUAGGAGACAUCACUUGGACCAGCAUUUUCCGCCACUCUCCCAGCCAAUCAGAUCAAGUGAGGGGAUUCUCACAGGGUAAGGGGGAGGAGACAGAACACUGUUGUUGAUUGACAGCAGGAGGCCUAGAGGUGGAGCCACGAACGAAAGGAGAUAGAGAAGGUGGAGAGAGUGAGAGAGAGAAGAGCAGCAAGCAGCAACACUUUACACACCUUUUCCUUUCUUCCUUCUUUCUCUCUUUUCACUGUUUUUCUGCCUUGUCGAAUCCCCCAACACUCGCCAUUACCCCCACCUUGUGACUAUCAUUAGCCACUACAGAGUCAAGAUGAGCCAUUGCAGGAAGAGAUGCAAGAGACAGCUGACCAAAGUGUUUCGCUUUUUCUACCGCUUCCUCACAGGGACACUCGAGAAAGACAGCGUAGAGGAUGACUUUGAGUUGUCCACUGUGUGCCAUCGACCAGAGGGGCUGGACAAACUACAGGAGCAGACCAAGUUCAACAAGAAGGAACUACAAGUUCUCUACAGGGGCUUCAAGAACGAGUGUCCGAGUGGAGUGGUGAAUGAGGAGACCUUUAAAACCAUCUACUCCACAUUCUUCCCCCAGGGAGAUUCGGGUGCGUAUGCACAUUUCUUGUUUGAGGCCUUUGACACUAACAAGAAUGGAUCGGUUAGUUUCGAGGACUUUGUGUUUGGUUUGUCUAUCAUUCUGAGAGGAACGAUAAACGACCGGCUAAACUGGGCCUUCAACCUGUACGACCUGAACAAAGAUGGCUGCAUCACCAAAGAGGAGAUGAUGGAUAUAAUGAAGUCUAUCUAUGACAUGAUGGGGAAGUACACAUACCCCUGUAUGCAGGACGAGGCACCCAGAGAACACGUGGAGAGCUUUUUCCAGAAAAUGGAUCGUAAUAAUGAUGGGGUGGUCACUAUUGAUGAGUUCAUCGAGUCAUGCCAAAAGGAUGAGAACAUCAUGCAGUCCAUGCAGCUGUUCGACAAUGUCAUCUAGGAGCCUCUGACAUAGGAAAGUGGCUGGAGGACAGGGGAGGUGUGUGUGUGUGUGAGUGUGCACCACAGGAGGUUGGUGGCACCUUAAUUGGGCAGGAAUGGCUUGUGGUGAUGGCUGUAGCGGAAUAAGUGGAAUGGUAUCAAAUACAUCGAACACAUGGUUUCCAUGUGUUUGAUGCCAUUACAUUUGCUCCUUAGUGGCCAUUAUUAUGAGCCGUCCUCCCCUCAGCAGCCUCCACUGGCAUGCGCGUGUAUUUGUAUGUGUGCGCAUGUGUGUGUGUGUGCGCAUGUGUGUGUGUGUGUGUGUGCAUGUGUGUGUGUGUGUGUAUUUCUCUCUGCCCUCACUCCAAGCCAAAAGGGGGUGCCUCCUCUUAUCCAGCCCUUCAUCUCUCCUAGAGACAUAGAGAAGAGAGGGGCUGGUGAUCCACACCCACAUCAAGGACUGGUUCAGGAGUGAGCAACGUUACAGAAUGUUCAGAUAGAAAUGUGUUGUGUAGAACAAAUAUGAUUGCCUGUCCUGUGUAAUAGGGAGUCAAUCAUGUCAGCUCUAUUCGUUACGUCUAUAUGCAACUUUUGGAGUGCUUUGUCUGGUUGAAAACACCCCUGUUUCGUUAACUAUUGUAUUAUUUUAACACUCCUGUUUCUGAGAAAGCUGCUGUAGCAUGCUGCCUGGACUCAAUGUAGGAUAAAGUCCCCCAUACUCACUGACCAAUGGUCAGUUUUGCAUGUCCCCGCCUAAUGGUUAAGGUUAGGGUCAGGGUUGGCUAAUCCUAGAUCUGUGGUUAGAGGCAACUUCUACCAGAGCAGCUGGACCCCUGACACCUGUCAUUAAAACAAAGGUAACUACCGCCACUUAGUGGACAAAAGAAGGAAAGGACACUAUGGAAAAGGGACAAUGGAACUGAAGGGACUGAGGAUCUGAAGGAUGAGACUUCUUGCGAACAGAAGACAGAGACAGAGUUGUUUUCAAUAAGGGACUGAUUUGAAUAUCGCAAUAAUGAUGUCACUAAUAAUAACUUGUACGUAUAUACAGAAAUAUUCCAAAGCCUGUCUGCCUGUCUGCUGUUGCUAGAGUCAUCCACAGGUGCCUCGCUCCGUGUGUGUGUGUGUGUGUGCGCAUCCGUGUGCGUACUUGUCAUUCCUGUCUCUGGUAGGAAUCCAUUCAACUUGUUGUACCUCUUCCAAUAACCCUGCAGUCAAGAACUGCUAGACAGUCUAAUGUGGGGCUGUAUUGAUGAACAUGCUACUUCGACCCUCUAGGCUCCAGUAGACUCCUUACUGUAUUUGCAGGCGACUAACUGAUGCAGUGAAGCAUGGGAAUAGGAGUUGAAAUGGAAAUGUCUGGCUUAUCAAAUACUGUAAUACGUCAUGUUAUGCCUAUUUUUCAUUGUACUGAUCAUGCAACUGAAGCUGGAAGCAUUUCUGUUUAGAUCGACCAUGAAAGAGCAGCAACAUGUCGAGGACAAUUCUACCUGAUACAGUAUCCAAGUUAGGCGUCUUGUUUCAUGUCUACGUACACAAAGUCAGGCGUGUGUGUUGUAGUGUGUGUGUGUGCGUGUUUGUGUGUGCGUGUGCAUGAAGGUGGGCGGGUGGGUCAGUGGGUGUGAGGGACACCAGUACUGUUUCUACCAAAGAGUCAGACACGCAAACUGAAGAAGUAUUUAAAGCCACCCGCAGUUAUAUCAGGCUGUAAAUAGGCACAUGUGUGAAAUGUGGGAGGAGAGGAGGAAGUGGAGAAAGAGAUAAAGAGAGAUUAGAGUGGAAAGGGAUAGAAUGUGAAUGCUUUUGUGUGUACGGGUGUUGGGUUGUGUGUGUGUCACUGCGUAAGAGAGUGAUUUGUCUUUGCCAACUUCAAGUUUCGACUGGGGAUUAAAAAAAGGCUGUUUGAAAUGCCUUUGUGGUUCUGAAGAGAAUGUUUAUCUUUUGUAAGAUAACAUGACCUGUCUCCAUCAACUACUUCGUAUGUGUCUCAUUAAAUUACAUCAUCACUUUCAGCCCUACAACAGUGGCAUAAGCAAUAACGUCCAUAUUCUACACCCUUUUACCUGUCCCUGGGAGUAGAUAACCAACUGGUCCAGGGUCAGAUAUUCCAACAGCCACAUACUCAUUUAAAUUACAACAUUUAAUUUUGAUUUCCUUACCCUGUAAGCAGUCUAUGGUCAAGGUAUGACAAUAAUCCGUGCUUUGGUUUUGUUUACCUGGCAUUGCACUAUUUUUUCCAAAUGCUGACGUUGUAGCAUUUGUGGCACAAAUCCAAUGCAAGUCAGUGGUACUUAUAUUAGCAAAUCCAAAUCAACCUGAAGUAUCUCAUAUUGAUUGUGUAGCUCAACUAAAGCCCUAUUUAUAUAUGGUGCUAACAUGCCCCCUUUGUCCUGAUCCUGCCCAUAUUCUGAUUGUGCCCACAUUUUUUGCCAGGUGUAGAUGAUUAAAAGACACAUUGUGAUCUGAUUGUGAUCAGAUUUUCCUGAACACCUCCGGAGGUAGUCAGGCAGACGUGUCUGGAUAUCUAUCAAGAGUAAACAGACCCAGAAUGUCAAAUAAUUUAAAUCAUAAUUUGACCAGCCUCUAAAGUCCUUGACAGGUUGCACCAUUGACUUGCGACAUCAUUAUAUGUCUUAAAAUAAACAAAAUCAUAAUAUUUUGAAAGAAUAUCUGUCAAAUAAUUUGCAUAGAGGGAGGCAGCAGCUAAUAUAGUCACAAUGCAGACACAUUGGACGGAUAAGAGACAUAUUUUAAAACAAUGUGUAGAUGUGACAAACCUUGGUCAGAUAGUGAUUGGAUAAUAUAGAUCAAAUCAUAAAACUCACAUGUUAGCGCAAGGUGUAAACAAUGCUUAAGUCACUUAUAGAUGAUUUGGACAUGAAUUGCAAAAAUUCUAAUAGAGGUGCCAUUGCCUUGCAUUGGGUUUGUGCCACAAAUGCUAAAAUGCUAGAAUUUGAAAACAGUUCCAGGGAAACAAAGACAAAUCAUGGAUUGCUGCCACAACUUGUCCAUAGACUGCUUACAGGGUAAGAAAACUCAUGUAAUUUUGUAAUUUGGGUAAACUAUCCCUGGGCCAACUUCUACCUGGAGUGUAUUAUUAAUCGGUUAACACCUGUAAUAACCUGCACCUUCUUCCAACUACAAUAUUUGUAACUUCUGAUUACUGUACAUCUACAUUUAAUCCACUUGAAUAUGUUUUCACAAUCUCUUUUUUGGGGGGGAGGGGGGGGAUCUGGCUCUGAUUGUCUGCUUGCAGGUGCCGUAGGUGAUUUCAUGCACUGAGCACCAUUGAAACCCAUCUAUACUCCAUGUACUGUGUCAUAGAACAAUGAUAUCUACUAACCCGUUGUUACUGACUGUGUGUAGUUAGUUAGCUAGCCUCAACUGGUUGCAUUGCAUAUGUAAGAUGUGUAUAUUUUGUACAGAGACAAUACAAAUCACAUUGCUAUGCA
Salmo salar (Atlantic salmon) is the source of this 4680-nucleotide messenger RNA. Lineage: Eukaryota; Metazoa; Chordata; Actinopteri; Salmoniformes; Salmonidae. The record is from RefSeq and is a predicted model, not a curated record.